UACAGCAUCUUAGCUCGUCUAAAAUGCCUGUCUACACCAAGGUAUUCACUAACCAAUAAGCUAGCUAGCUAGCUAACGAUAUUUUUCUUGGGUUCUUAGAAAUCGAUUUUAAAGAAUAAAGUUAUCAGAAUGAAUUAUUUAAAACAUUACUAAAGGAUAUGACUGUAAUCCGAUGGAUGUGUAAGAAAUUAUACGGCAUCGUCAUUAUAUGUUCAAAAACGGAAUUGUCAGUUCUGGUUGGUUUCAAGUAGCAAACAAGCUUGUUGGCUUGUUAGCUAGCUAGCUAGCUAUGUAAGCUGGCUAGCUAGUCUUUAGCUACGCCUUCGAUGACACAUUUCAACGAAAAUACACGAAAAUGGUCUGCAUGGCCUGUGUGCUGCUGAGUUAGUGACUGGCCUUUGUGUGCUGAAGGGCUGAGCGGAACGCUCGGCCUGAGAGGGGGAGAGGAAAAUGGCCGUACAGAACAGGAACGCAGUGCUGGUUCUGUCGGGGCGGGAGCGUGGGGCCCGGAUAUUAGGCUCCCACCGGUUCUUGCAGCAGUUGGCAGAGGAGAGAACCCGUUGGAUGAAACUGCAGAGUCAGAAGGUGGAACUCCCAGAUAACCCUCGAUCAACAUUCUUACUGGCCUUCAGCCCAGACAGGAAUCUUAUGGCCUCCACUCAUGUCAACCACAACAUUUACAUCACAGAGGUGAAGACAGGAAAGUGCCUGCAUUCUCUGGUCGGUCACCGGCGCACGCCAUGGUGUCUGACCUUUCACCCAACAAUCCCAGGCCUUGUGGCUUCUGGGUGCCUAGAUGGGGAAGUCCGCAUUUGGGAUCUACACGGUGGCAGUGAAAGCUGGUUCACUGAGGGGAACAUAGCCAUUGCCUCGCUGGCCUUCCACCCCACUGCCCAGCUGCUGCUCAUCGCCACCAACAACGAGCUGCACUUCUGGGACUGGAGCCGACCUGAGCCCUUCGCUGUGGUCAAGACGGGCAGUGAGGCUGAGCGUGUCAGGUUAGUAAGGUUUGAUCCUCUUGGCCACAAUCUUCUGACAGCUAUUGUUAACCCAUCCAACCAGCAGAAUGAAGAGGACUCGGAUGUUCCCAUGGACAGCAUGGAAAUGGCCCUGUUCCGUCAGCGCUCCCUGUUACGCUCCCCUCCAGUCCGCCGCACACCGAUCUUGCACAACUUCCUGCACAUCCUGUCUUCGCGUUCCAGCGGCGUGGCAGCAGGCGACCAGGCGCGGGCCACACAGGAGCCCCGCGAGACCCCUGCCAGUCUGCCUCUGUUCCAGUACCCCGGGCGGGGGGAUCCGGGGGAUCGCCCUCCCCCACAGGGCUGCACUCAACACCUGGGGCUCGGCUGCCUGUGCAGCCGCUGUGCUGCGUCCCGAAACCUGCUCGGCCAGAACCCCUCAGCCCUCCAGCCUACGGAGUCCCACCCCCAGACCCACGCCCCGCCGCCAGCCUCUGCCUUCUCCACCGCCCCCAGCCAGCCACAGCCUCCCUCGGACAGGCCCUCAGCUUUCAGUAGUGUUUACAGCGGGACCGCGGGGAGCUCUCUACAUAGAGGCCUGUUGUCUCUCAGAACAAAUCUACCCUUGGGCCAACAGUCGGGUGGCCCUGCAGAGCUCUCAGCACGCAUGCCUGGACCAGACUGGGCUGGUAGCCUGCUAAGCACUGGUCCUGAGGCUGCCCUGGGCACUCUUGCAGGGGGCAUGGGGGGCAGGGGUGUCAUACUGCCUCCCAGGACUAGCUCGUCCUCCAUGGGUCUGCACCCCUUGCACCGGUACCCUGACGGCUCCUCCUCCUCCCCCAUCUACACGUCAGCCACAGAGGGGCGUGGCCUGGCAGUGCCCGGUGCUGACCCCCGCCAGGGCCGCGCCACUGACGGAACAAGCAGUGGUCACCACCCGUUCUACGACAGCACCCAGCGCGGCAACCCCGCAUCCAUCCGGAACGUUCUCCAGUGCAACCUGAGCCGAUAUUUUAUGGAGUACGAACGCAUGCAGGACCUGGAGAGGCCCAGCGGCAGCCGCGAAGUGGCCAGCCAGGGUCCCGUGCAGGAGUUGCUAGCCAGCAGCAUGGACUCUGAGAGACCCGGGCCGUCUCACCGCGCCUCCUCCCACGGAGCAGACGGAGGCGCUGGGCCACAACCCAGCCACCCUAACCGCUGCCGCUCGUGCCACAACCUCCUCACCUUCAACCACGACACCCAGCGCUGGGAGCGCUCAGCCCAGGCUUCCUCCACCUCCACUCAAGAGGGCCCCCCUUGGCAGCUCCCCGUGCCUGCUUUCGAGGACCCUGGCCAGGGUUCCAGAGGGGAGUCCCACCCUGCUGAGGUAAGGGCACUGGAGCCCACCGAGGCAUCUUCUGGCCUACAGGGCCAACAGCCCAUGGGCUUGGUAUAUAACCAAGCGUCGGGGCAGUGGGAGAGAGUGUACCGGCAGGCCACAGGCAGCCCCUCAACAGAAGCAGCGCAAGAAGCCUUAAACCCAGAGGUGCCUGUGGACAACCCUGAUGAGGACUCGCUCAGAAGGAGGCUUUUGGAGUCAUCGUUGUUCCCUUUCUCCCGGUACGAUAUGUCUGGAUCCCGAGAUCAUCCUAUUUACCCGGAUCCCGCCAGGUUAUCUCCAGCGGCAUAUUAUGCCCAGAGAAUGAUCCAGUAUCUGUCCCGGAGGGAAAGCAUUCGUCAGCGUUCCCUACAGAACCGCUUGCGUACUCUCUCCUCUUCCUCUGACAACCAGGCCAGCAACCCUUCCUCCGCACCAGCAGAGGGCAGCGAUGCUGACUACGAGGAGAUAGAGGAGCCUGGAGACCGGGCGAGGCACAGAAUGCCCCGCAAUGCGCGGAUGUCUGCCCCCUCCCUCGGCAGAUUUGUGCCACGGAGGUUCCUGUUGCCUGAAUAUCUUCCUUAUGCUGGUAUUUUUCAUGAGAGGGGUCAGUCAGGUCUGGCAACCCAUUCCUCAAUCAACCGAGUGCUAGCAGGUGCAUCGAUUGGUGAUGGCCAGUCUGCAGUUGCUAGUAACAUAGCCAAUACCACUUACAGACUGCAGUGGUGGGACUUCACCAAGUUUGACCUGCCUGAGAUCAGCAAUGCCUCUGUGAAUGUGCUGGUUCCACACUGUAAAAUCUAUAACGAUGCAAGCUGUGACAUAUCGGCGGACGGGCAGCUCCUGGCUGUGUUCAUCCCGAGUAGUCAGCGGGGCUUUCCGGACGAGGGCAUCCUUGCCAUCUACUCUCUUGCCCCCCAUAACCUGGGAGAGAUGCUCUACACCAAGAGAUUCGCCCUCAUGCUGUCUUCAGGUCCCAAUGCCAUCUCCGUGAGCCUGUCUCCAAUGGGCUGCUAUGUGAUGGUGGGACUGGCUUCUCGCAGAAUCCUGCUCCAUCCUAGCACUGACCACAUGGUGGCACAAGUGUUUCGCCUGCAGCAGCCACAUGGAGGAGAGACAUCUAUCAGGAUGGUGUAUAAUGUGGUGUACCCCAUGGCUCCAGACCAGCGCAGGCAUGUCAGCAUUAACUCUGCACGUUGGCUGCCAGAGCCUGGCAUGGGCCUGGCUUAUGGCACCAAUAAAGGAGACCUGGUCAUCUGCAGGCCUGUAGAUUAUCGCAGCGAUGGAGACAGUGGUGCUGAUCAGGGCUCAGAUCCUCCCUUCAACAUCAACAGUAACAGUAGCAGUCGGACUCGUGGAGUGGAACGGCCAGGGACAAGUAGAUCUGGCUGGCGAUUGGACAGAGACAUGGGGCUGAUGAAUGCCAUUGGCUUGCAGCCCCGUCAACCCACCCCUUCAGUGACCUCACAGGGCACACAAACACCGGUGGUCCGUCUGCAGAAUGCAGAAACGCAGACGGAGAGAGAGCUUCCCUCAGCAAGUGUUUCACAGACCGGACAAAUGCCCCAACACUUGGUGGAGACCAGUGAGGUGCAGACCACCAGCACAGAGACACUCCCACACAGCGAGACCCGACACACACUGGCUCCUGGAGCAGCUUCGUACGAGCGCUCCACACAUACAGACUCGUUCACUACCAGCCACGGGGAGUCCCAGGCUGAGGCAGGCCAAGGGGAGGAUGCUCUGUCUCGUAUCCGGCGCCUGAUGGCCGAGGGGGGCAUGACAGCGGUUGUCCAGAGGGAGCGCAGCACCACUAUGGCCUCCAUGGGCGGCUUUGGCAACAACAUCGUGGUGAGCCACCGCAUCCACCGUGGCUCACAGACACCGGCGGGGGCAGCGCAGGCCUGCCACCCAGCCGCAGCAGCUCCCACGGGGGACAGCCUCAACACCACACAGCCCUUCUCUGACGCUGUGGAAGAUCUCAUGACUUCAGGCUCUCGAUACUCCAUUCUUCCUCCUGAAAGUCCCUCAAGUCCAGUCCUUCCGCCUCCGGGCUCAAGUGCAGCACCGGAGGCAGCAGCACCCUCUGUGGCCGAGGACGAUAUGUUGGAGGACGGCCCGUCAGUGGAGCCCCAACCCCAGCCCUCCUCCAACAGUGCAUACGCGACCGACAUCCAUAGCAGCAACAGCCAAGAGGGUAGCAGCCGAGGUUACCCUGGUGACCUAUACAGCAGAUAGUGCUACCUUGGUCUGUCCUAGACCCACAUGUCAGUGCAGCAGGCAGGCUGCAGAGGGCUGGCUGUGGAAAGGUUUUCCAUAGAGCCUGAUGGAUCAGGACUGCGUGGUGGAGCUGACGGAAUGGGACUGCGUGCCUGUCUGUUCUGCCUCCUGGUAUGGCCUUACUUGCAGAAGUAUGAGUGCCAAUUUCCCCGGGCCUCCUCCUUCCAGAGGCGGUGUCGGCCUCUCUCCCAAACGGACAUUUCAGUGGACGAUUUCUUCGUGGUAGGCCAUCAUUAUUGCACUUGGUCAUUGCACUUCGGUUGUAGUUUUGCUUCCUUUGAUACAAGUCCUUGGACGUUUGAGCAUUCCAUGCCAGAAAGGGCUUCUACUUGAGUUGUUCUCGUACCAUGGUACAGAGUUGGCGGGGUUCAGUUUACUGGUUUGUUUUUGUUUUGUUUUUUUCCCCUCUUUCUUUCUCUUUUAUUUACACAGUACACUGCUUGCUUUUAGGCCUCAUUAAUGUCAUACACAACCAGUCAAAGUGCCACGCAGGGUUGCGGGGCCAGUGCCGCUGGACCAGGCCUGCGGGGCCAGGCUAAUGGGUCCAGGGCCACUGGUCCGCUCAGUAAAAAACACAGCUGCAUCCACCUGUGCCAGCUGGUUAUGCAUUCAUUUCUGUAAGCGAAUUGCAUCAGUCCGAAAAAUGGAGUGGAGCUAUACAAACUCUCUUAGGCACUGCUGUCAGUUCAUCUGUAAUCAUGUGUAAUACACAUUAGUUAGUGACAUGUUGGCUUGAUGUGCUGGGCAGAGAUUAUGAUGACAGAGUUAUAACGGUUCCCCAUUUAUCGCACAAAAUGUUCUAGAUUUUCAACAACCAAUAUGUAUGGUGGGUGAGCCCAAAGCAGCAAACUGUUCAUCCAACUGUGUCGCCAUGAUGACUUUUAAGUUCCUUUAAAGAAUACAUCUUUCAUAUUAUUUGUUAACUGGAAAACCUUUUCACUAGAAAACUGUCAAUGCAUAAGGUUCAUCCUAAGUUUAGUUGGGUCAGAAAUUUUCUUUUAAACCUUUUGACAAGGGCCAAAAAACGAAAGCUGUCAGCACGUUGCUAUUGUUUGCCUGCCGAAGGUUCUGUCGCUUAUCAGCGUGUUCGCAAUGGCCAGGUCAGUUCAGGGUUUGCCUAGUUCUCAUUUUGGCACCAGUCCCCUGAAAGGUGCUGCUGGUGCCGAGUUCUGUAGAACUUGUCACUAACGGCACAGCAUGCCUGAGCCAGCUGCAGUAACGACUAGUAUCUGAUUGCACUAAGCACCCUGCUUUCGUUCAGAAAUAUCCAUGCAGGGGUAAAAGUCGUUAGGAGGCCAGGUGGGACAUGUCUCCCACAGCAAACCUACAUAUAGAGGGGAAAUAAUACUUGAAUUAUGUACAGUACAAAUAUCUGUAAUGGGUGAAGCGGAGUACUCCUGUUUGGUGGGGGGGGGCAGCCUUGAACCAGCGACUUUAACUUGAUUGCGUUGAAACACAAACAUGUUGCUUAAACUCCUUGUAGAGGGAAUGUGUGCUUGCAUGUGCGUGUACUACUGUGCAUGAGUGGUUAUAUCACAGGGAGGCGUAGCAUCUCCAACCAAGAAAUGACUAUUUUCAAGAAAAAGACUUGAAAGCUCAAUUAUUAUUUUUUCUUUCUUGAUUAAUUUUAGUUAAGUAUAUAUAUUUCUUCUGUUUGCCUGUGCGCCUUUGACGGUCUUGUACCUCUGGUCACCUCUGUCCUGCGGAGACGUCUGGUGUAGAGCCAAGGACCUGUCAUGGGCGUCAUAUAAGGUCACGUUAAGGUGGCCUUUCCCCAUCUUCAUUGCUUGGUGGAAAAACAAGCCCUUAAUGUUGUGGUUUGAUUUUAUUGGUGUCUGGAAAACAGAUUGAUUCUUUUAACAGAUCUAAUGCAUCUGAUAAUGUAGUCCCCCUUUUAUCUGGCUAGUAUUUGUCCAGUAGUUUUGCCACCACCGAAUUUCCUGGAGGACCUGACCUUCUAAGUUUCUGUACUAAGUCUACGGGAGCCUUGGCCAGCCGUCAUCUACACGUGCCCCUUGUCAAAUGGAACUGAGGGAGUGAGAACAUUUGAAUCCUUUAAAACAUUAUUUGUGACUUAACUGUCAAGCCUUUAUGCCUUUUAAGAACUGAGUGAUUUUGAGUGCUGUUGUUUCAAAUGUAUGUAAAACUAAAAUCCUUGUUGGUGCUGUUUUGUUGUCUUUUUCCACUUUAUAUGGUUAGCCUGGUACAUAUGUUGAAAAGACACUGAUUACAUUUCUGUAUUUUUGUUUCCCCACGCACUGUUACUAACAUGAGAACUGAAGUAGGGCAAUAUAAAGCAAAGAUGGAUUUAUUGUAUCAUCAAAAUGUAUCCUUCACCAUUUAGGGUUGGGAUGGUGUCCUAUUUCCUCUUGUCUCCUUGUAAAUCUAAUCACAGAGAUAUCAAUUAAGAUGUAAUCCUUUUUUCUUCUUUCAUAUAAUUUCAGAACAUGUGCCCAUUUCAGAACAUUUGAUUUUGAGAGAAUGUCUCGUGUAUCUCAAUGGAGUUUGUUUUAGUGUUUUAGGCUUUCAUGAGAAGCUUGUGUACAUAUUGGUGAACUGAACCAUGUGACAUUAGAAGAGAUACCAGCAAAGCAAAACAUAAAGUUGAUAGAUCUACACCUUGACUCUGCCAGUUUUAAUGUCCUCACUGCUGGGCCAGUGCUGAAGAAAUCAAAGGCAUGAUUGUGGCAAAAAUAGGACUUAAAAGUCUCUCCUCCUCACAUAUGAGGAGCAUCUUUUAUCAAGCAAAGAAAGUUCAUUCUUUUAUUAGCUAAAAUAGGGGUUAGGUGUUUGUUUGACAAAGUGCUGUGGGACACCAAAGAUUCAGUGUUAUGAUGCGAAAAAGAGAUUUAAUAAAAAUGGGGAAUAUUGAACGUAUGCAGCUGCUUGUACUUGGUCUUAGUUUCUCUAUUUGUUUGAACACAUCUGCAGGUUUAAAAUGGAAGGAAUCCAACAAUGUUUUCCAACAAUAAUAGUUGAAUUUCAUUUCAGCUCUAACAUAAUGGCCUUCUUCUGUGCCCAGUGAGUGUCUAGAGAAGGGAGGGGUGCUCAGACUCUGCUUACUUCCUACCUUACCUGUCAGCCCACCAAGCACACUUUGACAUACAUAUUUCAUUACUGUCUGGCAUAUUCUACUAACCAUAAUAUGCAAGACCAAUGUAGUGAGAGGCUUUCCCCCAAUGUAGCAUGGACUUGCAGCUUGUUAUGAAGGAAGUCAAAUGGUUCAGCUAAACUGGUGACUCACUCUGGGGUUCAUUAGCUGUUAGCAUCAAACUGAAUGCAAGCGUUGAAGCAAUUCUUUUGUAUAUUUCGAUUGGACAAUACAACCUGUUCAGUGUCAUUUCAAAACAUUCACAGUUUAGAGUUAUGAGUGAAUACAAGUCAGUUAAAGAAAGUGGCAUUUUGUUUUAUCAGCACCAGUCUCUAUGUUCACUUCCUGCUGCUCCCUGUACAGGUCCACCCUUGGUGGUUUCCUCUGCCUGCAGAAUCCUACGGCAUGUAUGAGAAGCACCAGAGACAUGGGGUCUUGCUCACUGACCCUGUCUGCGUAAACAUGGCAACAUCCUGGUACUUCUGUCGGUCAAAAUGAACCAUCCCCUUCCAACAGUCACCAACUACUUCCUCUUCAGUCUUCCCUGCACUGGCCUCACCAGGGUCUUCUCCAUGACCCAUGACACUGUUGUAAACAUAGUUAGAGGCUGCUGACCUCUGGGACAGUGUGACUUCUGGCUUGUGAUGGACUAUGGCCGGUUGUUAAUAACUUCAGUUUUUCUGGCCAGGUGUAUGGCAUGGUUACUGUUCCUGGUGAUCUGGGAACCCUGCCAUCCUGUUAUAGCGGGAGACAUAAUCCACCCACUUAAUCCCCAAGACAGAUAUCCUCCAUCAGUAUUGUAACUAUGACCACUGUUACCUGGUUUUCUACUUGCAUAGUGAAAAUAUUGCUGGCCAACCAGGACAGGCUGGACUCCUGUGGCCAGAAUAUACAGAGCUGCCAAAACCUAUUGAGCAUGAGGGCAGGGAGAACAGCCUCUCUGGGGGCCAAACUGGGGAGUCUACAAGGCACUGGAUGGGAUUGUUUCAGUUUAAUUACAUGUUUAAGUUGGAAAGCUCUUCUCCCAUCAAAAACAAAAGAGGGAAUACUCAUGUUUGUGUGGAGGAAGUAAGAUGCAGACUGUCCAUCUUGGUCUUUUUUUGGGGAAGCCAGGUGAGCAGAGUCUGGAGAUAUGCAAUGGAGAGGAGGGUGAUCCAGACAUGCUCCUGGCCUUCAACCACUCCCCACUCAACAUAAUGGUGAAGAUGAUCCGUUCCUGACAGCGGACAGCUGGAUACUGGCUCUGCUACAUCAGCAGCACUCUUAAACCUGCCUGCUACUUGUUCCAUAGAACUACUUUUUAGAAAAUGGCUAAAUUAGCUUAUAAAGAAAUAUGCUAUAUUUAUUGUCUAAGCAACACUAAGAGGAAGAAGUAUACAGAACCAUGUGGGCUGUUUCCAAGGGUGUACAAAGGAUUUACAUUAUGGUACAAGGAAGUCACUCAAUUUCAUACUGUUUGUGUCUGUCUGUCUGAAAACACACAUGGGGAUACUAUUGAAAAUACACUUUUCUUAUUUAUUCACAAACCUGAAGACGUAAUCAGUUAGUGAUGAUGAAAUUUUGAUUGUACAUUGAUUACAAAUCUAGGAACAGAACAUUUUAAACA
Messenger RNA from Electrophorus electricus (electric eel), 9293 nucleotides. RefSeq names its product autophagy/beclin-1 regulator 1b (gene ambra1b). Gene Ontology annotation, cellular component: intracellular membrane-bounded organelle; Cul4-RING E3 ubiquitin ligase complex. Gene Ontology annotation, molecular function: ubiquitin-like ligase-substrate adaptor activity; protein binding. Lineage: Eukaryota; Metazoa; Chordata; Actinopteri; Gymnotiformes; Gymnotidae. The record is from RefSeq and is a predicted model, not a curated record. Gene Ontology annotation, biological process: autophagosome assembly; mitophagy.